AUGAGCGCAACCAAAGACGUGGCCGCGUCGCAAGGACAGAAACGCAAACGAGAAGAGAAGGAUGUGACCAACAAGAAGACACAAAGCGACAAACCAAUAUACAAAAACCUGCAACUUGCCGAAAAGCCUGUAUACAAAAACUUGCAGAUUGCCGAGGCGCUCAAGACGCAGUUCAGAACAAAGAAGCAGCGCAUCGACAAGUCACAAAAGAACGAGAAGCCAAAAUUCAAGAACCUCCAGAUUGCCGAAUCGCAAAAGACAGUAUCUAAAGAGGCACGAAACGACAAGGUGCAGAGAGACGAGUCGCAAGAGCAUGAAAAUGGAGUCAAGAGACCACACAAUCCACCGAAUGCUCGCCAGAACAAAUUGCUACAGGUCCGCCAGAGUCUGCCUAUCUGGCCGCAAGCUGCCAACAUUCGCAAUGCCCUCCUCGAGAACCACGUCCUGAUUCUUGCCGGUGAGACUGGUAGUGGUAAAUCGACCCAGGUUCCUCAGUUUCUUCACACUUCUGCCUGGUGCACUGGACGUAUCGCCGUCACUCAGCCCCGUCGUGUCGCCGCUGUCUCGCUUGCCCGUCGUGUCGCCGAAGAGAUGGGCACUCCCCUCGGAAAGAGCCCACAAGCCCUUGUUGGUUACAACGUGCGUUUCGACGACAAUGUUGGAAAGAACAACAGAAUCAAGUUCCUCACCGAGGGAAUGUUGUUGCAAGAGAUGUUGAGAGACCCUGCCUUGGCCGAAUACAGCUGUGUCGUGGUCGAUGAAGUCCACGAACGAAGUGUCAAUGUAGAUUUGCUCUUAGGUUUCCUUUGUGGUCUCGUGACCGGCACGAGCGAAGCGGCUAAAAAGCGCAAAGGGAAGCCUCUCAAGGUUGUUGUAAUGAGUGCUACAGCAGAUACUGAAAAGUUGAAGGACUUCUUCAGCGAAGGCUUCGGGCAGCCUCGUGAAUUACAACAGCCAUCUGUUCCAAGCUCAAACAAAAUUUCAACAUGUUUUGUUGAGGGUAGGAUGUAUCCUGUACAAACAGAGUAUCUUUCUGAGCCCACACGAGACUUCUCUGAAGCAGCUUUGUUGCAGAUUUUCCAGAUCCACCGUAAGGAGCCCAUGCCUGGAGACAUCCUGGUCUUCCUUACUGGCGGAGACGUCAUCACGAACCUGCAGCAAGCAAUUGAAGACAUGAUACCGAACGCUAUUUUCUCAUCUGCUCCUCCAAACACACGCAAAGUAAUUUUGGCGACCAACAUUGCCGAAACCUCGAUUACGGUACCUGGUGUUCGUUUCGUUAUUGACAGUGGGAAGGCCAAAAUCAAGCAAUUCCGCAAUCGUCUUGGCCUUGACUCACUUCUUGUCAAGGACAUAUCCAAGUCUUCCGCUAUUCAACGUCAAGGUCGUGCAGGAAGAGAGGCAGCCGGAAAAUGUUUCCGUCUGUACACAAAGUCAAACUUUGAGGCUCUAGAGAAGGACACCGUCCCAGAGAUUCUGCGAUGCGACUUGAGUUCGGCAGUGCUCACCAUGAAGGCGAGAGGUGUUCAUGAUGUUAUGGAUUUCCCGCUUCUGACUCGUCCAUCGAGAGAGGCAAUGGAGCGUGCUUUAUUGCAAUUGCUCCAACUUGAUGCUUUGAAUCCUGAAGAUGGAAACAUAAGUGACCUGGGUCGUAAGAUUGCAAGACUACCAUUGACCCCAGCUCAUGGAAGAACAAUCAUAGCAGCCGCCGAUCCGGAGAUGGGGUGUCUACUACCUGUGAUCGACAUUGUAGCCUGUUUCAACUCCGAAAACAUUUUCCUCGAAGUUAAGGACCAAGAUGCGAACGAUGAGGCCAGAGAAGCACGCAACAAACUCUCGCGCCGCCAAGGAGAUCAUUUGACUCUUCUCAGCGCCGUACAAGCCUACGCUUCAGAACGAACCGACCGUAAGCAAUGGGCCAAGCAACACCUGGUCUCGCACCGCUCUAUGCAAAACGUUAUGGAUGUCCGCAAACAACUCCGCGCCCAAUGCCAACAAGCCAAACUCCUCACGAAAGAACAACUCGCCACCGCCGACGAUGAUGAUGACCUCAAUACCAUUUCAGAGUCCACUGGAAACAACAUCUUGAAGUGUUUCCUGCGCGGAUUUCCCGCCAAUGUCGCCAGAUUGGUGCCUGAUGGCAGUUACAGAACAAUCCACGGGCACAUGGCUGUGGCCAUUCAUCCCAGCAGUGUCUUGUACGGCAGAAAGCUUGAAGCUAUCUUGUACAAUGAGUUUGUAUAUACCAACAGGACGUAUGCUCGCAGUGUCAGUGCUAUACAGAUGAAUUGGCUGGAGGAGGUAUAUGCGGCACCGGCAUAA
Molecule: messenger RNA, 2322 nt
Organism: Aureobasidium melanogenum CBS 110374
Lineage: Eukaryota; Fungi; Ascomycota; Dothideomycetes; Dothideales; Saccotheciaceae
Product: ATP-dependent RNA helicase
Exons: 3
Coding region: 1-2322 (773 amino acids)
Cellular component (GO): catalytic step 2 spliceosome; intracellular anatomical structure
Molecular function (GO): RNA binding; ATP binding
Source: RefSeq, a predicted model, not a curated record